Messenger RNA from Candida tropicalis MYA-3404, 612 nucleotides. Its product is annotated as MRP8 family protein. Bases 1 to 612 code for a protein of 203 amino acids. The transcript has a single exon. NCBI's taxonomy places the organism in Eukaryota, Fungi, Ascomycota, Pichiomycetes, Serinales, Debaryomycetaceae. The record is from RefSeq and is a predicted model, not a curated record.
AUGUCUACUUCAGAAGAUGUCAACCAACGUAUCUCUGCAUUGGAGGCUCUAGUUGAGAAGCAAAGCAAACUAAUUGCGCAAACCGGUCAACGAUUAAUGGAAAUGCAAAUCAAAAACCUCAAGGGACAAUUGGACUCCUCCACCACCACUAAUCAACCACCAGUUGAUAUGUCUGAUUAUAUCACCAAUGAAGAUAUCGUACAACUUGUUACUGAACUACAAACACAAUUGGAUUCAUUAGAAGAUAGAACCAUGCGAAGAGUAUAUAACUCAACCCUUCAGUAUGAUGAAGAAACAUUAGCUCCUAUUAUGAAUCGAGAUGGUGAGUUGCCGGAAUUUGCCGUUCCUAAAACAUUACAAGAAUUCAAAGACUUAUCAAAGAAGGAAUUGAUCAGACUAGGUGUGUUUUAUGAGAUUAUUGUUCCUAAUGAACAAGAGGUUGAGCAAGCGUUGGAACAGGAUAAUGCUAAGGAUGCGAUUUUGGAUAUCAGUAAGAAUAAGGAUAUCGAAGAGAUGAGUAAGAGCUUUGAUGAUGAUCAAGUGAAUGAGAUCUAUGACGAGUUGGCCAGAUAUUUCGGGAUCAAACACAAGAGAAACAGCGAUGGUUGGUAG